GGAGAAGAAAGACGAUAACAUUUGGUUAUUGUGACCCGACCGCAAGAGGAGAGGCAAGACGAGAACAUCCAACGGGUUCAAAGAGACUUCGGGGGCAGAUUUUGGAUUUUGAACAUCUGUAAGAAGAGUCCAUCUUGGCACCCUGAUUGACGUGACUGAAUCCCAGCUGGAAGCCUGCCAAGAGGGGAAACACUGCUGCACUGCGCACCCUGCAUGCAGUGAAGACAUUCUGACCAGACUCUGCCUGACUUGGACUCAACAGCACCAUAUGCCAUGGUGGAGACAUCUAGAAGUGCAGUGGACAUUGAUAAAGACAGCUUCAUUGGACAGAAUGCUGCUGUUAUGGGGACCCCACAUGGGCCAAGAAACAGCACCCCACCUGACCAACAGCCAGCAGGUGACACAAAACAAAUCAUUCUGGCCCCAUCAACAGCCACUGCUUUCUACAAUCCACAAAGACAAGGAAGAACGUCUGCAACCAACCAUCAUCAAACUGCUCCACUCCAGUAUGUCUAUCCACAGCCACUAGCCAUAGCUUCAGUACCCCCCCUCCUCCAUUGUUGUUACCAAUGCCACUGGCUAGCCCUUACCUCACCCACCUGUCAACUCUUUCCCUACCCCACCACCACCACCACCCCCACCCCCACCUGUCAACUCUUUACCUCACCCACCCCCACCUCCCUCACCCCCACCUGCACCAGUGAAUGAUGGGGCAUCUACAUCCAAUGCUGCCCAGGGAGCGACUGCUCCGGUAACAAGGCCUAAGAAUGAAAAUGAAAACCAGGCCAGCGAUGGAGGACUGGGAUGCCUGGGAUGAGUCAGCUGACGAGGCACUCAUAUGCCCUGUGCGCACAGUAGCCACCACUGACGGCGUGUCUGUGCUUUACCAACCAGCGAGAACUGACAACACCCUCUAUGCUACUGCCUUGCUUGAAGCACACAUCAAAAUUGAAUUCUUGAUUGAUACUGUCCUUUCAUCCGACCUAUUGAAGAAACACGAAAUACCUCUGUCAGGCAUCAUCAAUACAGCUGGUGGACCAACCGGAAAAAAAUUCAGUCUGAAGCAGACAGCCCCAGUCACCAUAGCCAUUGGAGAAGGAGAUGGAGAAGCCUUGUGGAACCUGAGAAGGCUAAAAAGAGAGGAUCUCCUGGAACAUCCUGCAUGGGCUAAGGGAAGGAAUGACUGUGGACUGUUGGAAAUGGAACCUGUCAGACUGACUGGAAAACCACCUCCGUGUGUGAAACAAUGUCCCAUCAAGAAUGGACAGAUUGUGGCAGAAUUGUUGGAUGCAAUGCAGCUGCCAAAGGAACUGGCAAUGAUCAAAGUAAAGGCACAUACAAGGCAAGACACCAUUGAAGCAAGAGGCAAUGCAAUGGCGGAUGCGGUGUCAAGAACAGCCGCAAGAAAAAGAGAGGGAGGGGAUAACGAAACGACUAACGAGAAUGGACACGGAAAUGGAAACACGGACGGAUCUAACGGUAACAGGAACAUUUUUGAAAAUGACGAUGAGAAAUGCAUGAUGAGAGUGACAAAGAAGGUCAACGAAACAUCUGAAGGGGGAAAACGGGAAAGUUUGGCCAACAUCAUAGACAUGCAGAACAGCUCAAGCCGAGAAGAAAAAUGGAUUUGGAUUGAAAAUGCGGCGAAGCUCCAUGAUGACAACUUGUGGAGGUUUGGAACACGAACAGUGGCUCCAGAAAGUCUUCUGCCAUAUCUGACGGCGCAAAUUCAUUCACUUGGACACGUGGGAGUGGAGAAGAUAAGGAACAGAUUCAUACAGGUCUGGUGGUCACCGAAGUUCACAGCAACGGCCACAGACAUCGUCAAGUGGUGUGUCACCUGUCGGCAAAACAAUCACGACAAGAAGGUUAAGUGGCCAAUGCUGAAGACACCAGCUCCACCAGGACCAUUCAGAGUUCUCCAGAUAGAUUACAUCACUCUUCCCAAGUGCAAAGGCUACCGAGAUGUUCUGGUUGUCCUGUGCAAGUUCUCCAGGUGGAUUGAGGCAUUCCCUGCACGAUCUGGAACUGCACUACACAGUGCCAAAGUCCUCAUGAAAGACAUCAUUCCCCGAUACGGAUUGCCGGAACAGAUCUGCUCAGACAACGGAACACACUUCACUGGAGCAGUCUGUGCCGAGGUGGCCCGCAUGCUGAGUGUGCACUGGUCCCUGAACUGCCCAUACCAUCCAGAAUGGAUAGUGGAGAGAGCGAACCGGACUUUGAAGGAACGGCUGACCAGGAAACAUCAAGAAGGCAUUCCCUGGGUUGACGCCUUACCAGCGGUCUUGUGUAGCAUGUGAGCUACAAGCAACAGAGGCACUGGACUCAGCCCAUUCGAGAUUGUGACUGGCAGGCCUUUCUCGGCACCAGGAACGAUUGAUUUGAGGAAAGCCGACAUCCACCUGACAUCGGAUGCGAUGCUGACUUACUGUGUGCAAUUGACGAAGGCAGUCCAAACAGCGGCUAACCAGGAAGAGGCCUGGGGAGACCCUCAGGAAGGAGGCCAGGACAAUGGGUGAUGAUUCACAAGCCCCAAAGGUUAGCGCUAGGGGCAAAGUACGAUGGGCCAUAUCAGAUUUUGUUGAUAACACAGUCGGCAGUGAAGGUCCAGGGUGAGAGAAAAGUGGAUACAUGCGAGCCAUUGCAAACUAAUAGAACCGCCGGAAACAUGACACGCUUGGGUACGAAUUCUAUCUGAGUUUCCGCCGAUCUUCUUUUAGGGGUGAAGUGUGAACUAGAGGGGGGAAGAUUCACGGGAGACUUUCAUUUUGACAGGGAAUUUAUGACGUCAGGAGAAAUGAAAGGUUAGGGAUCCGAGAGUAGAAUCUUUCUUUGAGAACCCGAGCUUGCUCAGAGUGCUGUGGUAGUGGACUCUUCUUGACACAAACUCAUGUUAUGAAAAAUUAUAGACUUAGAUAAGUCUUAUAAUUGAUUUUGAUUAUUAAAUAUGUGUAAUUACUGAUAUAUGAAAUGUUUAAUCUAAAGGAUACGAUUGCAAUUGCCGAUUUUUGAGAAUGAUUACAGUUAAGCUAGAUCGAGAGGGGGGAGUAAUCCUGUAGUCCUGGUUCUAGAGGUGGGUUUCUGGGGACACCUGUAAGGGAGCUGAACACGCAGCAACGGGUUAACUGGGGACUCACUGGGGGACCAGGGUUGGGAAGAUGCUACACCCCUAUAAUAGAUGAUUU
This is a messenger RNA of Alosa sapidissima (American shad), 3188 nucleotides long. RefSeq lists its product as uncharacterized. Gene Ontology annotation, molecular function: nucleic acid binding. The transcript has 2 exons. The coding region runs from base 768 to 2303 and encodes 511 amino acids. Gene Ontology annotation, biological process: DNA integration. Lineage: Eukaryota; Metazoa; Chordata; Actinopteri; Clupeiformes; Clupeidae. The record is from RefSeq and is a predicted model, not a curated record.